CAUUAUCUUUAGCAAACCAAGCACAAUCAAAAGUUCUUGUCAAAGGACCACCUUUCUCAGAACAUCUAUCUACAAUAUAAUUUUUAUUAGCAAAUACAGUGAGACUAGCAUGAGAGUUACCACUCUCAGGGGCCAAAUAGCACGAAUAAAGAGUUGUCCAGAAGAAAUUUACAUGAAACGUCCAAGAAAAUUCAGAACCUGCAGAGAUGAUUUGGAUGCCAAGAUCAUCGUCUUUAGACUUGCAAUGUACAAUUUUUUGCAAUAUCAAUAUCAGAAGAAGGCUCGGUUCUCUGAAUUUUGUUUCCUGCAAGUGAGCAGAUUCCAGGCCAUGGAGACUGACAUUAGUAAUAACCAAGUAUUUGGUGAAGAGAAGAAGAUGAGUAAAUCCCUGAAGAAACUUCUGCUCAUAGUGAAUGGUGCAAUGUUGGCUAUUGGCAAUUGUGGAGGCCCACUAAUACAGCGUCUCUACUUCUUGAAAGGCGGUAAGGCAGUCUGGAUAUCAAGCUUUCUUCAAACUGCUGGUUGGCCAUUGGUCUUAUUUCCCCUCAUUGUUUCAUACAUGUAUCGUCGAAGCAACAAGGGGUCAAGGACGAAGCUUAUCUAUAUAAGCCCUCGCCUCUUUCUAGCUUGUGCUGUUAUAGGUCUUCUUACUGGCUUGGAUGAUUUUCUUACUGCAUAUGGCGUCUCUCUACUUCCUGUCUCUACUUCCGCCCUUAUAAUCGCCACCCAGUUAGGCUUUACUGCCGGAUUUGCUUAUAUUUUGGUCAAGCAAAAGUUCACACCUUUUACUAUUAAUGCAAUUUUUUUGCUGUCAAUUGGAGCUGUUGUUUUACUUAUUCAUGCUAGUUCGGACCGCCCUGAUCAUGAAACCACUGAAAAAUACUUGUUGGGAUUUUUUAUGACGCUUGGAGCUUCAGCUCUAUACGGGUUUGUGCUACCGUUGAUCGAGCUGACGUAUAAGAAAGCAAAGCAGACGAUCACUUAUACUCUAGUUAUGGAGAUGCAGGUUGUUAUAUCUUUCUUUGCUACAGCAUUCUGCGCUAUUGGUAUGCUUCUGCAUAAGGAUUUUGAGGCAAUUCCAAGAGAGGCAAGUGAGUUUGAGCUUGGGAGACUAAAAUAUUAUGUGGUGAAUGUGUUUACUGCAGUGUUUUGGCAAUUAUUCUUCAUGGGAGCAGUUGGUGUCGUUUUCUGCGAUUCCUCAUUGCUUUCUGGUAUUAUUAUUGCUACUCUGCUUCCUGUGACAGAAAGUUUAGGUGUGAUGUUCUAUCACGAGAAAUUCCAUUUUGAAAAGGCGAUUUCUCUUGUUUUGUCUCUCUGGGGAUUCGUUUCUUACUUUUAUGGUGAACUCCAACAAAACAAGAAAAAGAGUCGGACUUCAGAAUUGGAAAUGCCUUAAAUAUGUAUUGGAAACAAGGAACAAGUGAUUGUAUAUAUUUGUUAACAGUGCAAGACUGAGAAAAUUAUUGUUAUUGCUGUGAGUUACUUUGAAGGUCUGCUAGUUC
Messenger RNA from Jatropha curcas, 1502 nucleotides. Its product is annotated as purine permease 3. The record is from RefSeq and is a predicted model, not a curated record. Gene Ontology annotation, cellular component: membrane. NCBI's taxonomy places the organism in Eukaryota, Viridiplantae, Streptophyta, Magnoliopsida, Malpighiales, Euphorbiaceae. Gene Ontology annotation, molecular function: purine nucleoside transmembrane transporter activity.